This is a messenger RNA of Oncorhynchus keta (chum salmon), 2739 nucleotides long. Its product is annotated as pyridoxine-5'-phosphate oxidase-like. NCBI's taxonomy places the organism in Eukaryota, Metazoa, Chordata, Actinopteri, Salmoniformes, Salmonidae. The transcript is spliced from 7 exons. Gene Ontology annotation, molecular function: pyridoxamine phosphate oxidase activity; FMN binding. Gene Ontology annotation, biological process: pyridoxine biosynthetic process; pyridoxal 5'-phosphate biosynthetic process. The record is from RefSeq and is a predicted model, not a curated record. The coding region runs from base 318 to 1151 and encodes 277 amino acids.
UGGCCAUGAUGACAGCGUUCUAAAACAACAACUCAACCUCUCCCCGUUUUUCAUCUGGACGUUCAGUACAGCGCCAUUUCCAUUCAAUUGAACGCAAGUCCUGUUGUUCACACGCAUAUCUGCUCUCUCGUUGGCUCGAAUGGUCCCACCUGAUCUAGCCUUCUCCCACCUGACAUAUUUGAAGACAUGUAAUUCCAUUGUUAGAGCGGUCACUCGAUUAUCUUGACAAUAUAUUAAAACGUCUUUGAGCGAAUUUUUGCAUAAUAUUUUACGUAAAACAGCGAGCGUGAUUGCGUCAGCGUGUUUGUUGUAAAAGCAUGAGGCGCAUACUCGGUUGCAAUACGUUGAAGAAUAUCAGGGAAGUAGGUAAAUACUUUAAUCCCCAGGUUUCUUUGAUAGCUUGCUGUCGAGCCUUAUUUUAUCAGUCACUUUGCACGAAAUCUACCAGUGAUUCUACAGACAUGGAUCUCAGUGACAUGCGAAAAAAAUACAAAGGAGACGAAGAGUGCUUUGAAGAGAAUCAUCUUGUUUCUCUGGACCCCAUCAAGCAGUUUGGAGAUUGGUUUGAUCAAGCCACAAAGUGUCCUGAAAUCGGAGAGCCCAAUGCAAUGUGCAUCGCCACAUCCACCAGAGAUGGACGUCCAUCUGCUCGAAUGGUCUUGUUAAAAGGCUACAGUGAAGAAGGCUUCCGGUUCUUUACCAACUACGAGAGCCGGAAAGGUGGUGAGCUGGAGAGCAACCCUUAUGCAUGUCUGUGCUUUUACUGGGAGCCUAUCAACAGGCAGGUCCGUAUCGAGGGCAACGUGGAGAGAAUCCCCUACCAGAGCUCCUGUGACUACUUCCACUCCCGGCCCAAGAGUAGCCAGAUCGGGGCCGUUGUGAGCAGACAAAGCACUGCAGUCCCUGACAGAAAUUACCUGAGACAGAAAAAUGCAGAGCUGAAGGAAAAGUACAAGGACACAGAUGUCCCCAUGCCCGACUACUGGGGAGGCUAUAUCGUCAAGCCUUACUUGAUAGAGUUCUGGCAGGGUCAGACCAACAGGCUACAUGACCGCAUCGUCUUCACGAGGCUGAAAAAUGGAGAGAGUGUUCUAGAAGAGUAUGAACAUAAUGCUGAGGCAGGCUGGGUCUACCAGAGGCUAUCCCCAUGAGGUCGGUUACAUUAGGGGAAAUGGACUAAAGGCGAGGCUGGAGAUUGGGCCUAGAGUACAACUCACUCAUGAUAUCAUCGUCAACCAAAUGACAUGAGUGAUGAACCAAAUGAUGUUGAAUAACUACGUGCUAUAUAUGUGUGUCUUUAAAAAAGCUAAUUAUGGCUUGUUUUCUCCAAUUGUUCUUGUUUAAUAACAAAGGAGUGAUUAUAUUUAUAUAUAUAUAUAUUCCCCUCUGGAUUGUUAGGAGGCCUGAUUGCCUGUUGUCUCCAGGACAACAAUGGGAAAUGAUCAACGUGAUGUGACUAUACGGUCUAGCAUGUAACCUGUGACGCAAGGCUUCACGAAUCUCAAUAUGCUGUAUGGCGUACUUUACAUUCCUUGAUGCUUGAUGUGCAAAGUCUGUCUCGUACAGUAGUCAAUGUUAGAUAAUUAUUGACAGUUAACCGGUUAUCCAAUGAAAAUGCAUUUCCUCGACCUCCACAACCCCGGAAACUCUGUACUUAUAAAAAGUGCAAUCUUCUGUACUGUCUAUCUGUUAUUUAACAUUUGUACCAGAGUUCCACUGUAUUGGAUGACAUGUUCUGUCUAACAGCUAAUAUGUCUUCUGAAGGCCCAAAUCCACAGCAGUUUCUCUGUCAUGUAAUACAGAUAGCUUAUUAGGCUGUAGUCCCUGUAUUGAAUUUGUUAUGGAUUGAUUGUCAUGUCUGUGGCUCAAACUGCCUUUUUAAUAUAGGUCAAUUAAGAUUAGAAGAGUUGUCACAAGUUCAGUUGUGCCAAGGUAAUUCAGUGUAUAAAGUCAGUCAUGUCUGAGAAUGAGCUUGGUUGUUAACACACUUGAUUUUCUUGGUGUGUGACGACCUCUGCGUUCGCGACAGUUGAAAUGGCACAUCCGACUUGUGAUCGACUGAAUGGAUGUGAAAAUGUUUUAAUCUGCAAGUGAGUACUCCGUGCUUUUUCUGGCCAAAAGGUGUCGGUGUUAGUGGUUAAGGGCGCUGUACUGCAGCGCCAGCUGUGCCAUCAGAGACUCUGGGUUCGCGCCCAGGCUCUGUCGUAACCGGCCGCGACCAGGAGGUCCGUGGGGCGACGCACAAUUGGCCUAGCGUCACCCCGGGUUAGGGAGGGGUUGGCCGGUAGGGAUAUCCUUGUCUCAUCGCGCACCAGCGACUCCUGUGGCGGGCCGGGUGCAGUGCGCGCUAACCAAGGUUGCCAGGUGCACGGUGUUUCCUCUGACACAUUGGUGCGGCUGGCUUCCGGGUUGGAUGCGCGCUGUGUUAAGAAGCAGUGCGGCUUGGUUGGGUUGUGUAUCGGAGGACGCAUGACUUUCAACCUUCGUCUCUCCCGAGCCCGUACGGGAGUUGUAGCGACAAGACAAGAUAGUAGCUACUAAAAACAAUUGAAUACCACACAAUUGGGGAGAAAACGGUAAAAUAAAAAAAAGCUACAUUUGACCUACCACUAAGUAUGUUGCCAUACACCUUGACUGACAUUUUGAUGUUUUUCAAUCAACUUUAUUUCAUGCAGAUCUUUUUAGCGUGUCAGAUGACACAGAACUGUAUAUAAAUAAAAUAAUCACUGGAUCACAUUA